CCGCUUACGUCAUCGACAUGACGUCGUUUCUCUUUCACAAUGGCGGAUAAGAGAUCCCUAACGUUUUGUAUAUAUUCAGGAAUAGCACUAUCAAUUUCAAUGGCUGUGAUCUAUUUAGCGUACAUAAAGAAGAAUGGAAAAAAGGACAACAACACACCGCCCCGAUGUCGAUGGGAAACGCUCAAAAGAAUUCUUUCACGCCUUGCACGGUCAAUUCCGAGCGCAGAAUGCGUCACAUUUGCAGAGGUCGCCCGCAAUUCGAGGACGGACGCUGUCAAAGGCAAUCAACCGGAGCUUUCUUCUGACGAGUCGUUAACAACAGACGGCCUGUCGGAAGUGCAACCAAGUCUGACUCUAAUGUCGCCAGCUUCAACAAUGUAUACUAGCUUUAGUGACUCUAGUGUUGACCUCUCAUUGCCAGGAACAAACACAAGCGACUCGGAGAAAGACGAAAUAUAUUCCGAUGAUUCAGAAUCAAAUGAAAACGUGCACUAUGCUGAUGUUGAUACGCGUACAGAUGGAGUUACACCCCCGUUUGGUGGAGAUUUCGAUCUAUUGCCCGAGGAGCAUUUUCACAGACUGCUUGAUUCGCCAAUUGUAGAAUGUCAUCCGGCAGAUGAGAGGAUUCCUUUGCGCGCAUGCGUGACGUGCUCUUCUCCAGUGGUUAAGAGCUUUGAUGGCGUCAUGAGCGAAGCGGAAAUGAGGUCACACGACAUUUUUGACACAUAUACAAGUAUAGUGCCACCUUUAAGGCCAAAUACUGGAGAGACGAUUCGAAAAUUAAAUACAACUUAAAAAAAGGGGUAAAUUAACAUUUAACACACGUGAUUAAACUGGAAGGUAAUAAAUAUAAUCACAUAGUCA
This is a messenger RNA of Dreissena polymorpha, 864 nucleotides long. RefSeq lists its product as uncharacterized. The coding region runs from base 40 to 795 and encodes 251 amino acids. The record is from RefSeq and is a predicted model, not a curated record. The transcript has 2 exons. Lineage: Eukaryota; Metazoa; Mollusca; Bivalvia; Myida; Dreissenidae.